AUGGCCGCCGCCGCCGACUCCUCCAAGCCCCCGCGCGCGGCCGUGGUCCCCGCCCGUCCGCUCCUCCUCGCGCUCCCCUUCCUCUCCCUCCUCCUCCUCCACCUCUACGUCUACUCCACCUCCUCGCGCCCUGCAGGCCUCUCCGUAACCGCAACAACCGUCGCCUCCACAACUGCCACCACCCCCACCACGGUGCCGCUGACCCCGUCCCCGCCGUCCCCACACAUCCGGAUGCGGCGGUCGCGGUACCGGUCCUACGACGACUACCUCCGCCACCAGCUGAACAAGACGCUGGACCCGCGUCUCCGCCGCGUGUGGGCGACGCGGGACUGGCGGCGGAAGGUGGACGCGUUCGCGCGCCUCUUCGCGGGGCUCCGUGACGAGGGCCUCCUCUCCGACGCCUCCCGCGCGCUCUGCGUCGGCGCGCGCCUGGGCCAGGAGGUGGCCGCGCUGCGGCAGGUCGGCGUCCGGGGCGCGCUCGGCAUCGACCUGGCCCCGGCACCGCCGCUCGUCGCGCGCGGCGACUUCCACGCGCAGCCUUUCCCCGACGCCACCUUCGACUUCGAGUUCUCCAACGUCUUCGACCACGCGCUGUACCCGGACCGGUUCGCCGCCGAGGUCGAGCGCACGCUGCGACCGGGGGGCGUCGCCGUGCUCCACGUCGCCGUGCACCGGCGCGGGGACAAGUACUCCGCCAAUGACUUGCUCGACGUGCGCGGACUCGUCGGGCUGUUCCCGCGGUGCGACGUCGUGCGGGUCUCCAAGGUCGAUGCGUUUGGGCUCGACACCGAGGUUAUCCUCCGCAAGAAGGGGUCGUCUCGUCGUCGUCGUCGUCGUCUCUAG
Messenger RNA from Miscanthus lutarioriparius, 843 nucleotides. The record is from the annotation of a GenBank genome assembly. Lineage: Eukaryota; Viridiplantae; Streptophyta; Magnoliopsida; Poales; Poaceae.